This is a messenger RNA of Bipolaris sorokiniana ND90Pr, 2155 nucleotides long. RefSeq lists its product as uncharacterized. Lineage: Eukaryota; Fungi; Ascomycota; Dothideomycetes; Pleosporales; Pleosporaceae. The record is from RefSeq and is a predicted model, not a curated record. The coding region runs from base 1 to 2028 and encodes 675 amino acids. The transcript has 3 exons.
AUGGUGAGACAAAAUGAGCCUGUGCAGGAGCAGGAGCUUAGUGAAAUACUAUGUGGAAGCGCUACUACUGGGCUUCUGGAUUCUGAAAUCCCAAGGUUGAAGCGCGCACUGCCCCUCAAUGAGCCAAACUCAAGAUACCGAGAUUUUUUUAAACAUAUCGGAUUGCAACUGCCCGACUAUAUUGGCCGUAGCGCUUUCUCUUGGAGAUCAACAAAAGAGCAUCCGAAAGUUGCUACAUACAAAAGCCGGCGCAUGGCAGCCUUAAACAGUCUGCUUCACUUUGUACCAUUGAGCGGUGCUCUCGUCCUCGUGGUUUUGUUCUGGACACAAUACUGGAUCGGCGGUAACUCUGAUAACGCAACAUCUCUACAAUUCGCUGCCAAACUACAUGAAAUGCUGAUGCAAGCAUCACUCGUUGAUAUCCUGUUAUAUGUUAUUCGCUUUCAAGCCACCAGCGGUUAUAUACCAUUGGGCGCACUCUCAGGAGCUGCGAAAGCUCCUCAAUUGUCCUACUUAUGGUCACUAGACUUCUUUUCAGCCAUUUUGAGUCCAGCUUUCAGUGCACGACGUAAAGCGGCUUUCAUCUUAUCAACGUCGGGUUUACUGUUGAUGACAGCAGUUGUUGGUCCGUCAUCAGCUGUGUUGAUGAUUCCUCGACCUGACAUGCCACAUAUUAAUCGAACCGUCAUACGCUAUUCCAACGUGACAGAAUCUUCUUUAUUCCCUGUUCAUAUUGAUAACCAUACUGCAGGUGGUGUAAUGAACAUCACAAGAUUAGACGAGAUCACACGAUUUAGUUAUGUGGAUAUCAAUACAGCUGAUAAAAUUCCGGCCGACGGGUACUCUUGGAGCAGUGACCUCGACCUUCGAUUUGGACAAUUCUUUCGAACUGCGUACCAAGUCUACUUAAAUCUUGCUUCGAACGUUGAUAUCAAAAUCGCAACAAUCCCAACAAUGUUAAGCGCAUUGCGUCUGCUCAAAAAUAGCCCUGUCUACGGAUAUAGGGAAGAUAUCGACGGUACUUACCGUUCUAGAGCAAAAUCUGUCAACACAAGAUGGACAUCUUACACAUCGCAACCAGUUGUGAUGGUCAAGUGUUCAAGUGUGCAAUCGGCAAAAGAUAUUGAGAACGUGUAUUACAUCCGAGAUGAUAAUUCACGAAGUCCAUUACAUGGUGCGGCCAACCUAUUGGGACCCUAUCUAAGCAAAUACGCGAACCGGAUCAACCUUAAUAUGUCCACAAUUCCACUGCUAUGGAUGACAUCCCCUGACAGCUCAAAAAAUCUACUCCUGGUGUAUCUUGAUCCUGAAGAGGGCAGCUGGCUUGAAAUAUGCACAAUAGCUGCGUUCUGGCAUAAAAUUACCACAACCAUGGUUCUUUUGAACUCAGACGCUAUAAUACAAACUAGGUUAUUAGAGGGCGAAGAAUACUGGAAGAAGAGCAGCAUGACAGAAAUCAUCAUCGACCCUGUGUUUGUGUCUUCGCUAGGCCCACCCUGCACAAAUACGCAUGGAAACCCUACCUUGAAUCUAGCUUUGUGUUUCGUUGCUGCUCUCUCCUGGAUUCCUAGUAUCAAACACGACGCAUACAAAGGGUACAAUCGAUUCGAGCUGAACGACUCUUCGACACUGUCCACUUUCGAACUUGUCGAAACAAUUAACGGUUAUGGUUACGGGGCAACUAACACAUCCAUCCGCCUCUCCGUCGCCGUCAUGCUCACUUACUGUAUCAUCACUAUCGUAUACGUCUCCUACAUAAUCAUUACCGGUCACACAUCUAUAGCUUGGGACAGCGCCACCGAACUCAUUAUGUUAGCUAUUCAAUCUAAGGAACCUCCCGGCCUCGGGCACAUCUCUGUAGGUCUGGACUCGAUGGAAACCUUUCGCAAAUGCGUCGGAAUUAGGGUCAGCACUCAAGGCCAUGAUAGUACAGGCGAGCCAGUUGAGAAACUAGAAUUAGUAUUUGAGGACGAUGAGGAAGCUAAGAAGAGGGGGUUAUUAAAGAUUGAACGCGGUAAAGCGUACUAAAUGUAAGUGAGUGAAAGACCUACUCUAUAUAUUGGGUUACUAGCGAAGCCAGUAAAAGUGCUUAUAAACUCGUUCGUGCACUGCUAAACCUAUAUGUGUGUCAGAAUAUGGGUAUAUAUUGGGUGGU